GAGAAGAAAUAGAUUCAGGUCAUCGGUCAGUUUCUUGUAAUUGUGGUACAUCUUGGAAAAGAGGAAGGCCUUCUGCUUUGGAACGGCAUAUUUUAGUUGAAUGCAAAACAGUUGAACCACAUGUUAAAGAAGCUGUACGAAGAAUGAUAGAAACACGUGAAAAAGAAUUAACUCAGAGCAAUCGUAAAAGAAAAGCAAAUGAUGAUCAACAGGAAAUUAAUAGUUAUUUUGAAAGUUUAGCACUAACUGAAGAUAUUAGAAAAAUACUUUAUGAUGCAGAUCUUUAUGAAGAAACUAAUGCAAUUACCUUUGAACAAGCUAUAAUAAAUGUUAAUAUUAAUCAGUCUAGUAUAGAUGAUGAUAAUGAUAUUGUUUCAGAAGAAUCUCUUGAGUUAGAAGAAGCUUUAGAUUUAUCAAAUCUAUCAUUUUUGCCAGAAACAGGUAGACAAACUGAUGCAGAUAUGGAUGAUGUUUUAGAAGCAGGGUCAAGCGACUGGUUGGAAGAAUUCAAUCAAGAGGAAGAUUAUGAUCCAGCUGAAUUAGGAGAAAU
Molecule: messenger RNA, 550 nt
Organism: Dentiscutata heterogama
Lineage: Eukaryota; Fungi; Glomeromycota; Glomeromycetes; Diversisporales; Gigasporaceae
Source: the annotation of a GenBank genome assembly